Hippocampus comes (tiger tail seahorse) is the source of this 1868-nucleotide messenger RNA. It is a transcript of the gene kcnj13, whose product is annotated as potassium inwardly rectifying channel subfamily J member 13. Gene Ontology annotation, cellular component: plasma membrane. Gene Ontology annotation, molecular function: inward rectifier potassium channel activity. The coding region runs from base 587 to 1678 and encodes 363 amino acids. The record is from RefSeq and is a predicted model, not a curated record. Lineage: Eukaryota; Metazoa; Chordata; Actinopteri; Syngnathiformes; Syngnathidae. Gene Ontology annotation, biological process: regulation of monoatomic ion transmembrane transport; potassium ion import across plasma membrane. The transcript has 4 exons.
GGUUAAUACGCCAUUCUGCGGUCAAGCAGUGAUGGAGUAACUGUGUCACGAUCAAUUCAGGAGGUUGCCGUGAAAACCACAGCAACAUAUUUUUGAAAUCCUACAAGACCAAAACUUCAUGGACUGCAGCACGUCCUCAUGAUGUCCUCGGAAGCAGCGGGACACGAACCAGCAACAAGCUGCUUUUUGAAUGAACUGUGACAAGGUGUUGUUCUUCCACCCCGCCCUCCUUCUGUCGUCUGUCUUCCGGGAACACUAAUAGGCUCCAUGCAGAGUAACGUGACCAAUUGAAUCAUUCUCGGCCCGGAGCUGGAAGUUGCCGAUCCACAGUGCAGAGAGCGUCGUGCUCACUCCAGCUGCAGCAGCAAAAAAAAAAAAAAAAAACUCUCAGUGGUGACACAAACGGUGUUUGUCUCAGGACUUCUCUGGGAUUCAUACCCUGUCCUGCCAAAGGAACUACUACAGCAUUCCGAAAGGUUUCGUCUGCUUUUUUUUUUCCCCCUUUGGCAGACCUUAGACCAGUUCAUUGGUGAAAAGGUCAACGGGCCCCUCUCGAACCCUGACUGCAGAUUGAGGAUCUGGAAAGAUGACAACCAAAUCCAAUAGCAGCGCUCUGGACAGCAAGGUGCCUUCCUCCCCUCUUCUGUCAUCAGCAAAGAGGCAACGUCUGGUCACCAAAGACGGGCGCUGCACCCUUCGCCCUCCGCUGUGUCCCUCUGGUUCAUGGCUCGGAGCGUCGAGCCGGGCCUGGCUUUUAGCCCUCCAUGAUGUGUGGGGACAGUUGGUGGGUUUGCGCUGGAGAUGGGUCCUCUUGACCUUCUGCGCAUCCUUUGUGGCCCACUGGCUGCUGUUCGCUUGUCUUUGGUACUUGCUGGCUCACAUCAACGGAGACCUCGAUGUGCUGGAUCACGACGCCCCGCCGCAGGGGCAUGUGGUUUGUGUGAAACACAUAACCAGCUUUGCAGCCGCUUUUUCCUUUUCCCUUGAGACGCAGCUCACCAUCGGCUACGGCACCAUGUUCCCCAGUGGCGAUUGUCCAAGUGCCAUAGCACUGCUGGCUGUGCAGAUGCUGCUGGGGCUCAUGCUUGAAGCAUUCAUCACAGGUGCAUUUGUGGCCAAGAUCUCUUGUCCUCAGAAGCGAGCCGGAGCCAUCCAGUUCAGCCACCAGGGUGUGGUGGGCCAGCACCAGGGCCAAACCUGCCUCAUGUUACGGGCCACAAACCUGCUGCGGCGUCCUCUGGUCGACGUGAAGGUGAGUGCCGUGCUCUAUGAGGAGCACGAAGGCCAACCCCUGCACCAAACCUCCCUGGACUUCUACGUGGACCACCUGGGCCAGCAUCCCUGCCCCUUCUUCAUCUUCCCGCUCACUUUUUACCAUCCCCUGGACCGCCGUAGCCCCCUCUACCCUGCCCUGCGUGAAGGCACGUCCAAUCACUUUGAGCUGGUGGUGUUCCUGUCAGCCUCGCAGGAGGGAACAGGGGACACCUGCCAGAAGAGGACCUCCUACUUGCGCCAGGAAAUCCAGUUUGAUCGUUGCUUUGCGCCCGCUUUGGGGCUGGAUGCCUGCGGAAGGUAUGUAAUGAGCAACCAUCACUUUGACACGAUGCACUCCAAGGACCCUUUGGACAAGGACUGUGUUGUGCAGAUCAACGGUGAUGGCAGCGACAGGAUGGAAUAAGGAUACUGGAGAGGAGGUUACACUGGGACAAAAGGGCAGUUCGUGAGAUACAAUUGUGGAGGGUAGAUAUGGAUCAGACGGUAUUUUGUCAGCUGGAAAGUAGACGAUUUGGGGAAAUUACAGUUUUUGUUGAAUCAUUUUUAGUUGUUAAUCAUUCAAUCUGUUCCCAGAGAAUGAUCCCAGAUGAACC